CUCUAGUUUUAUUAUGCGAUCGAUAACGCGAUGUAUACCACGUGGUUGAGUGUUUAAAUCACCUUUAUAUAAUUCAAUAUAAAAUUCAUCUAGGUUUCAAUUUUAGAAACGGACAAGAUGCCGAAAGUUCGCACGCAAGUUACCUCCCGCGUGCACAAGGAUGUUGCGAGACAAGGGAUUUUGUUCAAUACGGACAAGGGGCAGCACAUUUUGAAGAAUCCUUUGAUUAUUCAAAGCAUGAUUGAUAAAUCUGGUAUCAAGCCGACCGACGUCGUUUUAGAAAUUGGUCCUGGUACGGGUAAUCUGACCGUAAAGCUGCUGGAGAAGGCGAAGCGCGUGCUAGCAUACGAGAUCGAUCCAAGACUGGUAGCGGAACUGCAAAAGCGCACUCAAGGGACUGCGUUUCAGUCAAAGUUAGAAAUCGUGAUCGGGGAUGUGCUGAAGUCAAAUUUACCACGCUUCGAUCUGUGCAUCGCCAAUAUCCCAUAUAAGAUCUCAUCGCCGCUGGUGUUUAAAUUGCUCGCUCACAGGCCGUCCUUCAAAUGUGCCAUACUUAUGCUUCAAAGAGAAUUCGCGGAGCGGUUGGUCGCCAAGCCUGGUGAUAAAUUAUACUGUCGCCUGAGCGUAAAUACCCAGCUCCUGGCACGCGUGCACAUGUUGAUGAAAGUAGGAAAGAACAACUUUAGGCCUCCACCCAAGGUAGAGUCCAACGUAGUGAGAAUUGAGCCAAAAGAUCAGGCACUUCCGGUAAACUACAAGGAAUGGGAUGCAUUAACCCGAAUUGCGUUCAACAGAAAAAAUAAAACGCUGUCCGCAGCUUUCAAACACAGUGGCGUCAUCACGGUGCUGGAAAAGAAUUAUAGGAGGCAUUGUAGUUUGACGAACAAGCUAGUCCCGGAUGACUUUGAUAUCAAAUCGUUGAUAAACCAAAUACUGGAACAGGAAGAUGCUGCAAAUAAACGAGCCAGGACCAUGGACGAAGACGAUUUUAUGAGGCUUCUAUGUGCAUUUAAUGAUGCAGGUGUGCAUUUUGUAACAGAUGUCCGUAAAUCAGCUUAGAUUAUAUAUUAGUUUUUCACUAAGAACUAUUACGAAGAGUAUGUAAAAUAAAUAUUUUCUUAGAAAGUUAUCC
Molecule: messenger RNA, 1132 nt
Organism: Ooceraea biroi (clonal raider ant)
Lineage: Eukaryota; Metazoa; Arthropoda; Insecta; Hymenoptera; Formicidae
Product: probable dimethyladenosine transferase
Biological process (GO): rRNA methylation
Cellular component (GO): nucleolus
Molecular function (GO): rRNA (adenine-N6,N6-)-dimethyltransferase activity
Source: RefSeq, a predicted model, not a curated record